UUUGGUGCCAGUUGUCGUGCUGUACUCGCUGUGUGUUGAACGCUCUGGUUUUUCACUUCAAAUGCGUGGGAUCGGUUCAGAUUUGAGUUAACUCAUCCAAAGCCUAGAUUGCAGAUAAUCAAAAUAUCCAACUAAUAGCCAUACUUUUGGUGGGUCAUUCCAUAAUUACUGUAUUGAUCUAACCUACUUAAAGAUUCUGUGUAACUUGCGUUCAGUCAGCCUCAGGAUGUGGCCGCUACUCCUUCUUCUGCUGGCCGUGGUCGCUCCCUCGUGGCAGGAGAAUGCCACAGCGAUCCGUAGCCCUAGCUAUGUGACCAAGGCGGGCUGCGAGGCUCUCAUCAAGGAGUCCAAUCUCUGCGAUUGCCAGGAUCAGGAGAUCAAGUGCGAGAACCUGUUGCUUCACAGCGAUGAUACCCAGUUAUAUAGCAUCAGCUGCACUAUAUUCGAUGCCCGGGGCUUCGGCUAUAUACCGCCACUUCAGGUUGGCAAUAUAGGUUCACUGAUCAUCCGGAAUUGUGCCAUACCCAAUGCCGAGAGCAUUAAGUAUCUACUCAGUAAACUGGGAGUAUCAAACUACACGCAACUAGAGAUCUUCAACUUUUUCGACCCCAAGAAGAACGAUCGCGGCGAGGUCCUGCAGCAGCAUUAUACGGAUCACGAGAGCCUGAAGAAGGUAUCCAUCAUUGGCUACAAGUCCACACUGCCUGCGAGGUUCUUGGAGAAACUGCCAGCCCUCAAACAACUUUCCCUAAAGGGCAGCAGUGAUCUGCCUGGCAGUAUCCUGCAUCCCCUGAAGAACCUAACCCACCUAGAUAUUGUGGUCAAGAAUCUGGGCAAGAUCUCCGGUGAGAUCUUCGCCAAACAAACCAAGCUCAGGCAACUGAUGAUCGAUUGCGAUGCCAAGAAUAGCAGCGUGGAGAUGUCCGCCUUUGGGCCGCAGGACCUCUGGCACAUGACCGAACUGCAGUCCGUGGAGGUGUUCAACUGCGGUGACAAUGUGCCCACUGAGCUGUUUUGGAUGGCGGAUCAGUUGGCCUACAUUGGCAUAAGGAGCAACAUUAGCUAUCUAAGCAAGGACUUCCUCAAGUCACAGAAGAAACUGCUCACCCUGAGAUUGGAGCGGAACAAUAUAGCCAGGCUGCCGAAUCAGCUGUUUCACAAUACCCCCUUGCUGUUGGAGAUACACUUGGCCUACAACAAUCUGGAUCGCAUUCAGAGCGGCCUCUUUGACAAGCUAAGGAACCUUCAGAUUCUCAAUUUGGAGCACAAUCCGAUAACGACAAUUGCCCUAAAUGCCUUCACUCAGAUACCCACUGCCCAUAUCUAUGUGGGCAAACUGUUCCGGGCGGCGAAAGACAAUGCCGCCGACUGGGCUCGAUCCACAAAUGCCACCAUCUGCGAGGAGGAGUUCGUCUACGGGGUGUGCAUCUACUGCAAGCGCGAUGAUUAUCUGGACCACUUUUCCGAGUCGGAGAACUGCAACAAGGCGAAUCCAAAGUCCAAGGAUGUGCUGGCCAGGAAGGUCUACGAGAAUGAGCUAAAGGCCAUGCCCACCCACUCCUGGAAAAGGGCCAAUCCAUAUCCCGAGAGGAAGAACCAGCCCUAAGUACCGACGCUCUUCGCUAUAAUUUUACGCAUCAGUUCUAGCUAGUUUAAGGAUUUAUGAAUUGUUUAUGUAUGCAACCAUUAAGGAGAUUAAAAUAAACUGAAAAACUAAUGAGAUUAAG
Drosophila kikkawai is the source of this 1727-nucleotide messenger RNA. Its product is annotated as phospholipase A2 inhibitor beta. NCBI's taxonomy places the organism in Eukaryota, Metazoa, Arthropoda, Insecta, Diptera, Drosophilidae. Gene Ontology annotation, molecular function: protein binding. The record is from RefSeq and is a predicted model, not a curated record.